AUGGCUGCCCGUUCAAACACCAGCUUCUUCCUCAGUGUCUCCUAUCAUCCCUGCUGGCCACCUGGGAGACAGAGGGGGUCUCAGAGUAACUGGGCAACAGAAAAUCCACAUCCACCAAUUACUGCUGCCCCCUCCUCUGGUGCAGCAGUGUGCCCAGUGCUGAGCACUUCCAGUAGGUGGCAGAGCUGGUUCUGGCUUCCCAUGUUGAUGGUAGCCUCCCUACCAUAUGAGGCCUGGGGUGCCACGUACAAGGUGGCAAUUGUGGGUCCCUGGAUGUGUGACCCUCUCUUCUCAAAAGCCCUUCCGGAGCAAGCGGCCCGGUUGGCUGUCAGUCGCAUUAACAAAGACCCGUAUAUCAGCAAGGGCUACUGGUAUGACUACACCCUGGUGUACGAGGACUGCCAGACGUCACGUGCCCUGGCCCGCUUCGCCGACCUGGAGAGGUAUGGUUCUGCUUUCCUGGGCCCGGCCAACCCGGGGUACUGCUCGUCAGCCGCCCUCCUGGGGAAGCACUGGAAUAAGGCCGUGCUUUCCUGGUCUUGCCUGAAGCCGGAGAUGGACCGCGGCACGUACCCCACCUUCCUGAGGCCGGUUCCCCCGGCUCCGCAGGUGCUGUUAGCCGCGCUGCGCUUCUUCCGCUGGGCGCACGUGGCCAUUGUCACUGCGCAGGAUGACCUGUGGGAGGCCACCGGGCGCGAGCUGGCUUCCUCACUGCAGGCCCUCGGCCUGCCCGUCCGCACCGUGGUCACCAUGGAGACGGAAGGCAACGGCGCACGCGAGGCCCUGCGGAAGAUCAGAGAAGCCGACGGAGUACGAGUCAUCGUCAUGUGCAUGCACUCUGUUCUGAUUGGUGGAGAGGCCCAGCACAAGCUCCUGACCACAGCUGUGGACAUGCGGAUGGUGGACCGGGGCUACGUCUUCAUGCCUUAUGACACACUUCUGUACUCCCUGCCCUAUAAGAAUGCAGAGUACCCUGCCCUGACCAACAGCACCAAGCUCCGCCGGGCCUACGAUGCUGUGCUCACCAUUACUAUGGACUCUGGGGAAAAGAACUUCUAUGAAGCCUUUAAGGAAGCCCAAGACAGCUAUGAAAUCCACAGCAGGGUCCCACCUGAACAGGUGUCUCCUUUUUUUGGGAGCAUCUACAACAUGAUGUACUUCCUGGCCAUGUCGGUGGAGCAGAGCCGGCUGUCGGAGGGCUGCUGGGUUUCUGGAGAGGUGCUGGGCCGGAGCAGGGGUGGUUUCCAGUUCUCCGGGUUCAACCAGCCCCUGUCGGCUGGGAGCGACGGGGAGGGACUGCAGGGGCGUUACGUCGUCCUGGAUACAGAUGGAACGGGGGCGUCGCUGAGAACCACGCACUUCCUGGAGGCCCCGCACACCUCCGGAGAGUUUGGGUGGCUGAAGUACACGGGACGGUCGAUACACUUUGCUGGAGCCAUGCCCAGCAGUGACUCCAACUGCUGGUUCAGCCCUUACAUCGCAUGCAGCGGGGGUGAGAGACUAUGGAUGGCAAAAAGAAUCAGUUAUGGAGGGGGAGGUGGACCAAGCAGUAGAGUUCUGCUGACUCUAGAUGACCUGGUUUUCAUCAACACACAAUUUAGCAGAAGGAAGCUCAAUGAUGACACCAUGACAAAGAGCAUUAUGGAUGACAAGACGCCUUUCCACUCUGUUUCCAGGCGCAAUUAUGCAGCCAGCAGCCCUGAGACAUCCAAUGUUGCUGUCUUUGAGGGUGACUGGGUGUGGUUGAAGAGAUCCCCCAAAGCAAAUUCGAUGACUGAGGUCAAGGAGGACACCCAGACUGUCUUCACCAAACUACGGGACGUGCGGCAUGAGAAUCUCAACCUGUUCCUGGGCCUGUUUUUUGACUCGGGGGUCUUUGCCCUGGUGACAGAGUACUGCGCCCGCGGCAGUCUGGAGGACCUGCUCAACAACGAGGAAGUACGACUGGACUGGAUGUUCAAGUCCUCGCUGCUGAUGGACCUCAUCAGGGGCAUGAAGUUCCUUCACAGCCGAAACGUCUUCCACGGGCGCCUCAAAUCACGGAACUGCGUGGUGGACGGCCGCUUUGUGCUCAAGGUGACGGAUUACGGCUUCAACAAGCUCCUGGACAGCCAGCGCCUCGACCUGGAGGAGCAAAAACCAGAGGAUCAGUUAUGGACAGCCCCCGAGCACCUGAGGAAUGACGCAGACUGGAAGGGCUCCUUCACAGGAGAUGUGUUCAGCUUCGCCAUCAUCAUGCAGGAGGUGAUGUCCAGGAGCACUCCUUUCUGCACUCUGGAUAUGCCUGCCACUGAGAUCAUCAGGAAGGUGCGUUCUCCUCCUCCCCUGUGCCGGCCCAGUGUGUCCACCAACCAGGCGCCCAUUGAGUGCAUCCAGGUCAUGAAGCAGUGCUGGAGUGAGGAGCCAGAGAAGAGACCCACCUUUGAGGAAAUCUUCAAACAGUUCAAACGCAUGAACGGAGGGAAGAAGACAAACCUCAUUGACUCCAUGCUGCGGAUGCUGGAGCAGUACUCCUCUAACCUGGAGGCUCUAAUCAGGGAGCGGACCGAGGAGCUGGAGGUGGAGCGGCAGAAAACCGACAGGCUGGUGGCGCAGAUGCUGCCCAAAUCAGUGGCCCAGGCUCUGAAGAAAGGGAAUCCUGUUGAGCCAGAGCACUUCUCCGAUGUGACGCUGUACUUUAGCGACAUCGUGGGCUUCACUACCAUCUCAGCCCUGAGCGAGCCCAUCGAGGUGGUGGACCUGCUCAACGACCUCUACACCCUCUUCGAUGCCAUCAUCGGACAGCACGAUGUCUACAAGGUGGAGACCAUUGGAGAUGCCUACAUGGUGUCUUCAGGGGUGCCGAAUCGCAAUGGGUGCCGCCAUGCGGCUGAGGUGUCCAACAUGUCUCUGGACAUCCUGCACUGCAUCGGGGCCUUCAAGAUGCGACACAUGCCUGACGUUAAGGUCAAGAUCCGCAUCGGUCUGCACACUGGUCCAGUAGUGGCUGGAGUGGUGGGCCUGACAAUGCCUCGGUACUGUCUAUUCGGAGAUACUGUCAACACAGCCUCCAGAAUGGAAUCCACAGGACUGCCUUACAGAAUCCAUGUGAAUCAGACCACAGUAGACAUCCUCCGUGGUUUGAACAUGGGCUACAUGUUGGACACCAGGGGCUUGACAGAGUUGAAGGGUAAAGGGGCAGAAAAGACUUACUGGUUGGUUGGGAGAGAAGGGUUUACUAAACCACUGCCUGUACCUCCAGACCUUACACCAGGCGCAAGCAAUCACGGUAUCAGCCUGGAUGAAAUUCCACCAGAUCAAAGACAAAAAUUAAUUGAUCGGCAGAAAAAGAUGAGAAAAUAACAAGAGGUUUCUCAUUCCAUUAAUACUUCCUUCUCUGCUACCCUGUCUUCUGGAUAAAAUCGACAUUAUUCAGCAAAGCUCUUUGAUCUUCUUUUGAUUCAUUUUCCUCUCAUCAAGUCACCAAUGGCAACUGUGAAAGUAGCUUUUCCCCUAGUCCUCCUUCCAGCAACGUCUCAGCCGCACAUUCUCUACUUUUAAAGUUUGAACCUUAAUUUUCCAUAGGUCAGAGAAAAUGUACCCUGUUUUCCUUAAUUAUUAAUUCCACUAAGCUUGCUUGCGUGCACCAAAUGAACAUCUCUAG
Conger conger (European conger) is the source of this 3643-nucleotide messenger RNA. RefSeq names its product retinal guanylyl cyclase 2-like. The record is from RefSeq and is a predicted model, not a curated record. Bases 1 to 3342 code for a protein of 1113 amino acids. The transcript has 17 exons. Gene Ontology annotation, biological process: protein phosphorylation; intracellular signal transduction; cGMP biosynthetic process. Gene Ontology annotation, molecular function: guanylate cyclase activity; peptide receptor activity; ATP binding. NCBI's taxonomy places the organism in Eukaryota, Metazoa, Chordata, Actinopteri, Anguilliformes, Congridae.